CUCCUCCAGCCCUUGUGCGGGACUCCAUUUUCCAGUCCCAAAGUCUCCAAGGAAGGGGCCGUGGGAGCGCACCGCCAAGAUGGACUAGCGCGCCAGCCUUUCUUUCUCCAGCGUCGCCCUUCCGUCUCGGGCGGCCAAAGCCGGGAGCGCCCGCCCGUCCUCCAGCCGCCGGGGCUCGCUUGCUCGCCCUCCAGCCAGCCCCAUCGCUUCCUCGAUCGCUCGCGGACGCGCGCGCGGGGAGGGAGGGGAAUCCCUUCGCCGAGCAUGGAUGAUCCAGGCAGGCUGAUCCAAGCGCGGGGGGCGGUCGGGAUCGCGGGGCACCCCUCGGUCCAGGGGGUCCAAGCCAUGACCCCCCACGCUCUCCACGAGCCCCCUUCGGAUAACGGAGAGCCCCGGAAGCAAGAUAUCGGCGACAUCCUCCAGCAGAUCAUGACCAUCACCGAUCAAAGCUUGGACGAAGCGCAAGCAAAGAAACACACGCUGAAUUGUCACCGUAUGAAACCGGCUCUCUUCACCGUCCUUUGUGAAAUCAAAGAAAAAACAGGGCUGAGCAUCCGGAGUUCGCAAGAGGAAGAGCCGGUAGACCCACAGCUGAUGCGCUUGGAUAACAUGCUCUUGGCCGAGGGGGUGGCCGGACCCGAAAAAGGGGGUGGUUCUGCAGCGGCGGCGGCAGCUGCAGCGGCAGCAGGAGGGGUGUCCCCCGACAACUCCAUCGAGCACUCGGAUUACCGCAACAAGCUUUCGCAAAUCCGCCAGAUCUACCACUCGGAGCUGGAGAAGUACGAGCAGGCUUGCAAUGAGUUCACAACCCACGUGAUGAAUUUGCUUCGAGAGCAAAGCCGCACACGCCCGGUGUCGCCUAAGGAGAUUGAGCGCAUGGUCAGCAUCAUCCAUCGGAAGUUCAGCUCUAUCCAGAUGCAGCUGAAGCAGAGCACAUGUGAAGCGGUCAUGAUCCUGCGUUCACGCUUCCUGGAUGCCAGGCGGAAGCGACGCAAUUUCAGCAAGCAAGCCACUGAGGUCCUGAAUGAAUAUUUCUACUCGCACCUGAGCAACCCGUAUCCCAGCGAGGAGGCCAAGGAGGAGCUUGCCAAGAAAUGCGGCAUCACCGUCUCGCAGGUCUCAAACUGGUUCGGGAACAAGCGCAUCCGUUAUAAGAAGAACAUCGGCAAGUUCCAAGAGGAAGCCAAUAUUUACGCCGUGAAAACGGCGGUCAGCGCCGCACAGAGCGGGGGCGACUCUCCCAACACCCCCUCCUCCGCGGGCUCCGGGGGCUCCUUCAAUCUCUCUAGUUCGGGGGAUAUGUUCAUGGGCCUUCAAGGGCUAAAUGGAGACUCCUAUUCUACAUCACAGGUGGAGUCGAUGCGUCACUCCAUGGGGCCUGGUGGCUAUGGGGACAGUAUGGCUGCCAACCAGAUGUACAGCCCACGUGAAAUGAGGGCCAAUGGGGGCUGGCAGGAAGCAGCCACUCCAUCUUCUGUCACCUCCCCAACAGAAGGUCCUGGCAGCGUCCACUCUGACACCUCCAACUGAUCGUGCUGUGGUGGCCGUUCCCCCCCUUUUCACGUUCGUCCUGAUGCCAG
This is a messenger RNA of Pantherophis guttatus, 1580 nucleotides long. RefSeq names its product PBX homeobox 2 (gene PBX2). Lineage: Eukaryota; Metazoa; Chordata; Lepidosauria; Squamata; Colubridae. Gene Ontology annotation, cellular component: nucleus. Gene Ontology annotation, biological process: regulation of DNA-templated transcription. The record is from RefSeq and is a predicted model, not a curated record. Gene Ontology annotation, molecular function: DNA binding; DNA-binding transcription factor activity, RNA polymerase II-specific.